This is a messenger RNA of Nicotiana tabacum (common tobacco), 4130 nucleotides long. RefSeq lists its product as uncharacterized. Lineage: Eukaryota; Viridiplantae; Streptophyta; Magnoliopsida; Solanales; Solanaceae. The record is from RefSeq and is a predicted model, not a curated record.
GACCCCUCUUCUCCCAUUAUCUGCGUAAGAAACUUCCAUUUUCAGAGCUAUAUAUUCACCAUAUAGUUCCUCUUGGAGAGAUGAAAUUCCUGGUGAGCAUUAGUUUCUGGAAUUAACUUUGUUUGAAAGAGCAUUUGAAAUUGUUGGAGUAGAUUGGAAAGAUAGUCAAAUCUGAAGGUACCCGUGGACUGGAGGAUUGCUUUUGGAGGUAUAUUCUAAAAGGGUUCAUGUUAAUUUAUUUAUCAUUUUUUAAUAUGGAUUGGAAAGCCACGUAACACAAACGAAUACUGGCUUGGUUUGGAUAAAUUUCUUGAUUUUGCAUUUAAGAAUGCGGCUGUGGAAGAUACAAUUAGAUGCCCAUGUCCUAAAUGUGGCUUUGGCAAGUGGCACACUAGAGAGAUAGUGCAGGAUCAUUUGAUUUGCAAGCCAUUCCCUCAAAAUUAUGUUAUUUGGAAUCUUCAUGGUAAGAAACAGGUAGUAGCGCCUUCUGGAGAUAGAGACGUUAUGCAAGAGAUGUUUCACCCAGAAAAUCCAAUAGAAACAAUGCUUAAUGAUGCAUUUGGGUACGAUAGGCACCAAGCGGCUGAUGGAGGGAUAUCUCAACCAUUGGACUCAAAUGAAAUAUCAAAUGAGGCGCAUAGGGAGGAUACUGACGACUUUCAUGAUUUUCUCAAAGAUGGAAGUGAGACACUGCAUGAAGGGAGCAAGUAUACAAAGCUAGAGUUUUUAAUAAAAUUGUAUCAUAUAAAGGUCUAUUGUGGAUUAAGUGACAAGGCUAUGACUAUGAUACUAGAUUUGUUGAGAGAUGCAUUUGAAGAUGCAAAGUUACCGCUUUCCUUUUAUGAGGCCAAAAAAACCAUUAGCAAACUUGGCCUUGACUAUAUCAAGAUACCUGCAUGUCCAAAUAAUUGUAUGUUGUACUGGGAAGGCGAUUCAGAAUUGGAAGUAUGUAAGCAUUGUGGUACAUCUAAAUGGAAUCCUAACAAGAAAAAAAAGCAAGCUGCAAAGGUUUUGCGUUAUUUUCCACUGAAACCAAGGUUGCAACGAUUAUUUAUGUGUGGUAAGACUUCAGAACAUAUGAGAUGGCAUGCUUCAGGCAAUAAUGCUGAUGGGUUGAUGAGGCAUCCAAGGGAUGGUGAAGCAUGGAAGACAUUUGAUCAGACUCAUUCUGGAUUUGCUUCGGAUCCUCGAAACAUUCGCUUGGGCCUUACUAGUGAUGGUUUCAAUCCUUUUGGAACAAUGAGUACUACCUAUAGUAUUUGGCCAGUCUUCUUGAUUCCAUAUAAUCUUCCUCCUUGGAUGUGUAUGAAGCACACCUCCUUCAUCUUAUCAAUGAUUAUUCCAGGCAAGCACAUGCCUGGAAAUAAUAUAGACGUAUACUUACAAUCCCUCGUUAAGGAAUUACGUGAGUUAUGGAAUGAUGGAGUUGAAACGUUUGACUCAUCAUUGAAUGAAAAUUUUAGAAUGCAUGCAGCUCUUAUGUGGACAAUCAGUGACUUUCCGGGAUUAGGUAUCCUAUCUGGCUGGAACACUCAUACUGGUUUUGCCUGCCUAACUUGUAACUUUGACACAGAACUUUGUCGUAUUCGUCAUAGUAAAAAGUGGUGCUUUAUGGGUCAUCGACGUUUUCUGAGAAGAAAUCACAGGUUUAGGUUGAAUCGAGUACGCUUUAAUGGAAGUACAGAGGAGCGGAAUCCACCAUUAAAAUUAUCAGGGUCUGCCAUUUUGAGACAAAUCGAAGAAGGUAGAGGAGCAGGGUUGAAUUGUACAGGGAAAAGAUCUAGACGAGCAACUAAGCAAUGGAACAAGAGAAGUAUAUUCUUUGAACUUCCUUAUUGGAAAUCUAACUUGUUGCGUCAUAAUCUAGACUUUAUGCAUAUUGAAAAAAAUAUAUGUGAUAAUAUCAUAUAUACGUUGCUCCAUGAUAAAUCAAAAUCAAAAGAUAAUAUUAAUGCCCGAAAGGAUCUAAGAGAAAUUGGCAUAAGGCGUGAUCUUUGGCUGGAUGAUAGUGGGAAAUAUCACCUUGCUGUGUUUUCACUUAUGACUGAUAACAAAAAGAAGCUGGACACUAAAAAGUUGUUCAUUACAACUUUGAAGAAUAUUAAAGUACCAGAUGGCUACUCAAGUAACAUUUCUAGCUGUGUUGAUUUGGUACAAAAAAAGAUUUUUGGGUUGAAAAGUCAUGAUUGCCAUAUUAUUUUAGAGCAAUUGCUACCAUUGGUGAUCCGCAAUGUGUUGCCCAACCAUGUAGUUGCAGUUUUGGUGGACUUCUGCUCAUUUUUCAUAGCCCUUUCUAGCAAAACCUUGAAUGUUUCGGAGCUUGAUAAGCUCCAAGAGCGCAUUGAAAGCACACUUUGCCACCUAGAGAUACUAUUUCCUCCAGCAUUCUUUACAGUAAUGGUUCAUUUGUCUGUCCAUCUAGCAGGGGAAGCAAAACUCGGAGGUCCAGUGCAUCAUCGAAACAUGUAUCCCGUUGAGAGGGAAUUAGGCCAUUUUAAGUCCUUUGUACGAAAUAAAGCACAACCAGAGGGUUCUAUAGCUGAGGGUUAUUUAGUUGAAGAGUCUCUUACCUUUUGUUCUCAAUAUAUUGAGGAUAUUGAGACAAGAUUCAAUAGACCUAGGCGUGUUCGUGAUGAACCAAAUGUCACUGAGCCUUCUGGAACAUCCUCUCUAUUUCCUCAAUUUGGUAAACCUGCAUCAGCUUCGAUUACAUUCCCUUUAACUGAUAUGCAGAAACUACAAGCUCAUCGAUAUGUGCUUCUGGAUUGUGCAAUAGUCAUGCCAUUUGUGGACGAAUUGAGACAGUACAUAAGGAGGAGUUCAAGAAGAAGACCUUCACCUACAGAGAUAGAGAGGAGAGUUAAUAAAGAGUUUGUUGAUUGGUUCCAAAAGCGGAUUAUGAAUCCAGACACAAUAGAUACAAUGUCUAUUGAUCUAAAGUUUCUUGCACGAGGUCCAUCAGUAGUUGCAAGAAGUUUUACUGCAUAUAACAUCAAUGGGUCCAAAUUUCGAACUUUGGCUCGAGAAGAAGGUCUGAGAACACAGAAUAGUGGAGUUUUUUUAACCUCUAAAACAUCAUGUGUUGCAAGUAGUAUUGACGGAAAUUUAAGGCAAGUAGAGUUACCAUAUUAUGGAAAGUUAGAAGAUAUUCUUGAGAUUAAUUAUUAUGGUCGAUUCAAGGUUGUUCUUUUCAAAUGUAGAUGGGCCGAUACUGCUCGAGAUAGAGGGUAUAAAAAGGAUCGUUGGAACUUAAAUUGUGUUAAUUUUGAUAGAUUGAUUCAUACCGGUGAACGUGAAGAACAUGAGCCUUACAUCGAAGCAUAUCAAGCACAAAUGGUGUACUAUGUGGAUGUUGUUGUCAAUAAAGGGUGGAGUGUUGCUAUGCAUCUAAAGCCAAGAGAUCUGUAUGAUAUGGGAGAAGAAGUAGUGGAAGAUGAAGUAUAUGAGAAUGAACCAUACCAAGAGCAAGAACUCGAACAGUUUUUUGGUGAUGGUGAUGAGUAUGUACAACUAGCUACGGAUCAUAUAAUUGAUGAUGUAGUAGAGACAAAUGUUGCUACUAACUAGCAGCAGAUACAUACAUGUUUGAAUAGAAAAUUUGUUUAAUAUGUUGCUUUAUCUGAAGGUAAUAGUAUUGCAUAACUAAGUAGUGUUUAUUUUAUUUAUUUGAUGUAUAAGUAUGUUUAAAAAUGGUAUUCAUAUUUGGUUUGAAGGCAUAUUUAAAAGUGAUAAUCAUAUUUUAUUCGUGUUGCUAUGCUCUUAUUUAUAAGCGAAUGCUACCUAAGACGCGAAAUGUAGCUUACCUCUGCCGUAGGAAAGAAAAUACAGUCACAAUUGAGAACUGCUAGCCCUCCUGGAGUUGCAGAUGAUCUUGUAAGCCAGUUUGAAAUUAAAGCAUUUGAUGCAUGUGCAAACCCGUACCUGGGUCUUGCUUCUUUAACUAUGGCUGGGAUUGAUGGCUUGCGAAAAGUUUUAAGUAUUCCAAAACCAGUAGGUAAGUGAAAUAAUCUUUUAGUAUUACCUCUACUAUAUCUUCUAACUAUGUUUUUGCCUUUUAGGUUCUUUUCCUUAUGCUAUAUGGUUAAGCCUGGAACACAUAUUAUAUCUGUUAUGAUGGUUCACUAUGAGAA